AAUACUGAGUCGUUGUAUUUCAUAUAAUUUUACUUUCUUCUAUUUCUUUCCUUUUCCUUACAAAGUGGCUUCCCCUGCUGGAGCCAUCUGGUUUAUGGUCUUCGACUGUCUCCAGCGGGGUUUGCUUCUUGGCUUACAAUAAUAAUAAUUAUUAUCAAGGAUUCUAGAGUGUCUUCUCUAGACUCCUUGGCCACUACCAUACUCCGCAAUGUACUUGUGCGAGACUGCAAGCUUUGUGCGCGUGGUGAAGGGCCUUCUGCCCGCUGAGGGGGAGCUGGAGGCGCCGACCACGGCCUUCCCCUUCCUCAAGCUGUUCCGGCGAUACAGCAUCAACAGAGUGAACUUGCCCCAGCACCUGGCUGACGGCAACCACGAGAAGGAGGAGACAUUUGUGAACAACAAUACAAUACAGAAGGCAGAGGAGGAGGAGGAGCAGGAGGAGAAGGUGAGCCUGAAGGAACAAGACGAGCUGUCUUGGUUCCCCGAGUUGCACGAACUGGAAGAAACACUGGACCCAUCUAGGGACGGGGAGCAACUCACACAGCAGGAGGAGGAGGAGGCAGUGAGCCUCAAGGAACAAAACGAGUUGUCUUUGUUCCUCGAGCUGCAAGAUGUAGCGAAAAGACAGGAGGAGGAAUUGAAGCAAUCAGGGGACGGGAAGGAUAUCAAACAGGAGGAGAAGGAGGAGGAAGGAAAGAGCCGCAAAGAGCAGGGCGAGUUAGCGUCCUUCCUCGAACUGAUGGAAAUUGUGAGGAGACAAGAGGAGUUGCUGAAGCAACCUGAGGACGGGGAGAAAAUCAAAGAGAAGGAGAAGGAUGAGAAGAACAUGGAGGAGGAGGAAGGAGUAAACCUCAAUGAACAAGACGAGUUGUCUUUGUUCCUCGAGCUGCAGGAACUUGUGAAGAGACAAGAGGAGAUGCUGAAGCAACCUGAGGACGAGAAACAAAUAAAAGAGGAGAAGAAAAGUAAUAACACAGAGGAGGAAAAGGAGGAGGAGGGAGGGAGCCUCAAGGAACAAGACGAGCUGGCUUUGUUCCUGGAGCUGCAGGAGAUGGUAAAGGCACAGGAAAAAGCACUAGAACAGCUGAAGGGUGUGGAGGUCAUCAAACAGAAGUCCCGCAAGAGAGUGACGUUCUCCCUGGACAACGUGGACUUCCCCGUCAAGGAGCGGGAGCUGUACAAUGGGCGGGAGUACUUCAAGUACCGCCGCCGCCUCCUGACACUGCGCCCCGAGUUGGGCCGUGAAGAAAUGACCGCCCCGGCCCCCCGCCCAUCCCGCAUCCCCGUGCCCCGCCCCGCCAGGACGGCCUCGUCGGGGAACCCACCCCAGCCUCGCCUCCUUGAACCACUCCACACCCCCAUAACCACCCCGCCCCGCCGCCCAUCCCGCAUUCCCAUGCCCCGCCCCGCCAGGACAGCCUCCCAACCUCCCUUCCAUAACCCACUCCACACCCUUACAACCAUCACUAAUCGUCCCCGCCCCGCACCCCCAUCCCCUAACACACACAAGCCCACUUCUAGUCUGCCAUCCAAGACUAACACCCCGCCCUCCGCCCUCCCGUCCCCCCCCACCCCUCCUGCUCUCAGCGAAGAGUAAGGUGUUUAGCAGACAUGGAGGCUGG
This is a messenger RNA of Eriocheir sinensis (Chinese mitten crab), 1622 nucleotides long. RefSeq names its product golgin subfamily A member 6-like protein 1. The record is from RefSeq and is a predicted model, not a curated record. NCBI's taxonomy places the organism in Eukaryota, Metazoa, Arthropoda, Malacostraca, Decapoda, Varunidae. The transcript has 2 exons. The coding region runs from base 209 to 1597 and encodes 462 amino acids.